Rhineura floridana is the source of this 4317-nucleotide messenger RNA. It is a transcript of the gene DCTN1, whose product is annotated as dynactin subunit 1. Gene Ontology annotation, biological process: establishment of mitotic spindle orientation; nuclear migration. The transcript has 26 exons. Lineage: Eukaryota; Metazoa; Chordata; Lepidosauria; Squamata; Rhineuridae. Gene Ontology annotation, cellular component: axon; microtubule associated complex; kinetochore. The record is from RefSeq and is a predicted model, not a curated record. Bases 1108 to 4302 code for a protein of 1064 amino acids.
CUGCUCUCCUCUGGGAGGGGGAAGGGACGAGGCGCUGUCCCUCUGUCAGCUUACACUUGCGGAGUUAAGCUCAGGAAGGAAAUGUUGAAAAUGAUGCCUGAAAAGGGCGAAUAAAAGCCCCAAGAGAAAGCGGUUCUCUUUCUUUUUUUCUCGGGGGGAAGCAGCACCCCAGCCCAGCACCACCACCACCCGGGAGAUCGGAAAUGGCUUCGGGCCACGGGAAGGCGAGGCGAAGGGACGUAGAAGCGCUCCGGGGCGGAGAAGGACGGGAGCACCUCGGAGCCAGAAAGACACGCCCGCAGCGCGCGGGAGGCGGCAAAGGAGCCGCUCGCGGGACCUCCCGGUGAGCCUGGGUCGGUCACGUCGUGGCCUCCUAAGAAGCGCCCCCCAGCCCCAGCACCGAAGCGAGGCUGUCCGGGGAAGGAGCCUCUUCCAAGCCGCCGCCACCGGGGGCCGCCCUUACCCGCGCUGGUCGUCCGUCCGUCCGUCGGCUUGGCUCCUGUCCCAGCUCCGUGUGCCGCCGCCUCUUCCUCCCCUGCUACCGACGAGGGGAGGGAGCUCGCCCGGCCCGGCCCCAAGGGGCGGGGGUGAUGUUGCUGGCACGGCCCGCACGCCUGCCAGGGAGUCCGGGCGACGCUCGGCCCGCCAUCUCCUCCUCGGGAGUAAGUGCCUGCCCGCCUACCCGCCCGCCCCGGGAUCACAGCCUUGGAGCAGCCCGCGUGAAGCCGCUGCAACACCCCCCCCCCCCCGCGGCUGCCCUCAGAGGCCCCGCCUUCUUCCCUGUUCAGGCUUCGCCGGCCCUAUCGCGCCUGCGCAGGACUGGCAAGCAAGGACCUUCACGGAGGGGCUGCCCUGACGGCGCCUGCAUUGGGAAGUUCUGGAGUUCUGCGCUGAGCCUCGGGCCCGGCGGCGCGAAGACAGCCUUCCGCGUGCAGGGUCCAACCUGUCAGAGCAGGCGCGGCGGGUAGCUGGUGCCGGGCGGCGGCUCGACGGAAGCGUAGCCCCUUGGAAAUUCCAUAGAUUGCCCUACCUUUUUUCCUAGCAGCAAGGAUGCAUCUGACCUGUGGUGGAUUCAUCUGAGAUCAGGCAUCAAGCACCAGCGCCAGGAUGAACGUGGAAGUGAGCGGCAAGCCCCUGAAAGUGGGCUCUAGAGUGGAAGUUAUUGGGAAAGGGUACCGUGGGACAGUGGCCUAUGUGGGUGCCACAUUGUUUGCCACUGGGAAGUGGGUUGGUGUCAUCCUGGAUGAAGCAAAGGGCAAGAAUGAUGGCACAGUGCAGGGCAGAAGGUACUUCACCUGUGAUGAGAACCACGGCAUCUUUGUCAGACAAUCACAGAUCCAAGUUUUUGAUGAUGGCGCAGACACAACAUCCCCGGAAACACCAGAAUCUUCAGCUUCGAAGGUCCCCAAGAGAGAUUCUUCAGAAGGCCCCAAAGCCAGCAAGCUGGCUACAACUGCUCGGAAGACCACCACCAGGAGGCCCAAGCCCACCCGGACUGGCAACUCUGCAGCGUCCGGCGGCACAGCUGGACUCUCAGGCUCAGCGUCUGCAUCGACCGGCGAGAUGAGCAGCAGCGAGCCAAGCACCCCUGCGCAGACGCCUCUGGCUGCUCCUGUUGUUCCGGCUCCAGCUCUGAGUUCUCCAGUGGCUCCCCCGUUGGUCCCUUCGCCUACCAAGGAGGAGGAGCACUUGCGUCUCCAGGUGCGAGACCUGGAGGAGAAACUGGAGACCCUCAAGAUGAAGCGGAACGAAGACAAGGCCAAGCUGAAGGAGCUGGAGAAGUACAAGAUCCAGCUGGAGCAGGUCCAGGAGUGGAAGAGCAAAAUGCAGGAGCAGCAGGCGGAGCUCCAGAAGCGCCUGAAGGAGGCCAAAAAGGAAGCCAAAGAGGCCCUGGAGGCCAAAGAGCGCUACAUGGAGGAGAUGGCCGACACGGCGGAUGCCAUUGAGAUGGCCACUCUGGAUAAGGAGAUGGCAGAGGAGCGGGCCGAGUCCCUGCAGCAGGAGGUGGACUCUCUGAAGGAGAAGGUGGAAUAUCUCACCAUGGACCUGGAGAUCCUGAAGCAUGAGAUCGAGGAGAAGGGUUCUGACGGUGCUGCCUCCAGUUACCAUGUCAAGCAGCUAGAAGAGCAGAAUGCCCGGCUGAAGGAGGCCCUCGUGCGGAUGCGGGACUUGUCUGCCUCAGAGAAGCAGGAGCACGUGAAGCUUCAGAAGCACAUGGAGAAGAAGAAUGCGGAGCUGGAGUCCCUGCGCCAGCAGAAGGAGAAGCUGCAGGAUGAGCUGAAGCAGGCGGAAAGGACCAUCGAUGAGCUGAAGGAGCAGGUGGAUGCAGCUCUGGGGGCUGAGGAGAUGGUGGAGACCCUGACCGAGAGGAGCCUGGAUCUGGAGGAGAAGGUCCGGGAGCUCCGCGAGACAGUUGGAGACUUGGAAGCCAUAAAUGAGAUGAACGACGAGCUGCAGGAGAACGGCAGGGAGACGGAGCUGGAGCUGCGGGAGCAGCUGGACAUGGCCACGGCGCGCGUCCGGGAGGCCGAGAAGCGCGUGGAGGCAGCGCAAGAGACGGUGGCUGACUACCAGCAGACCAUCAAGAAGUAUCGGGAGCUGACUGCGCACCUGCAGGAUGUGAACCGAGAGCUGAUGAACCAGCAGGAGGCGUCUGUGGAGAGGCAGCAGCAGCAGCCCCCACCCGAAAUGUUUGACUUCAAGAUUAAAUUUGCUGAGACGAAAGCACACGCCAAGGCCAUUGAAAUGGAGCUGCGCCAGAUGGAGGUGCAGCAGGCCAACCGACAUGUCUCCCUCCUCACCUCCUUCAUGCCCGACAGCUUCCUGCGCCAUGGCGGGGACCAUGACUGCAUCCUGGUGCUCCUCCUCAUCCCCCGGCUCAUAUGCAAGGCUGAGCUGAUCAGCAAGCAGGCCCAGGAGAAAUUUGAGCUGAAUGAGAAUUGCGCAGAGCGUGCUGGCCUCCGGGGAGCCCCAGGAGAGCAACUGAGCUUUGCAGCCGGCCUGGUGUAUUCCCUUCUCCUCCUGCAAGCAACACUGCACAAAUACGAGCAGGCCUUGAACAAGUGCAGCGUGGAGAUCUACAAAAAAGUGGGGACACUGUACCCUGAAAUGAGCGUGCAUGAACGGUCCCUGGACUUCCUGAUUGAGCUGCUGUACAAGGACCAGCUGGAUGAGACCGUCAACGUGGAGCCCUUGACCAAAGCCAUCAAGUACUAUCAGCACCUGUAUAGCAUCCAUCUGGCUGACCAGACUGAAGACUGCACUAUGCAGCUGGCUGACCACAUCAAGUUCACCCAGAGUGCCUUGGACUGCAUGAGCGUGGAAGUGGGCAGGCUGCGGUCCUUCCUGCAGACUGGGCAGGAAGCAUCUGACUUGGCCAUUCUCCUGAAGGACCUGGAGACCUCCUGCAGUGACAUCAGGCAGUUCUGCAAGAAAAUCAGGCGCCGUAUGCCUGGCACCGAUGCCCCCGGCAUUCCUGCAGCACUUGGUUUUGGACAGCAGGUCUCAGACACGCUGCUGGAUUGCCGUAAGCACCUGACGUGGGUGGUGGCUGUGCUGCAAGAGGUGGCAGCUGCAGGGGCUCAGAUGAUUGCCCCCCUGACUGAGAAUGAGGGCCUGCAGGCUGUGAAACUGGAAGACCUGGCCUUCAAGGCCAGCGAGCAGAUCUAUGGCGUGCAAGGCAUCAAUCCGUCCGAGUGUCUGCGCCAGUCAUGCAACAUCCUCAUUGCCACCAUGAACAAAAUGGCCACCGCCAUGCAAGAGGGUGAAUAUGAUGCUGACAAGCCUCAGACCAAGCCCCCUCUCCCAGUGGAUCUGCGAGCAGCUGCUUUGCGAGCGGAGAUCACAGAUGCAGAGGGCCUGGGGCUCAAGCUAGAGGACCGAGAGACUGUCAUCAAGGAACUCAAGAAGUCCCUCAAAAUCAAGGGCGAGGAACUGAGUGAAGCUAACGUCCGCUUGAGCCUCCUGGAGAAGAAGCUGGACAGUGCCUCCAAGGAUGCCGACGACCGGGUGGAGAAGAUCCAGACAAAGCUGGACGAGACCCAGGCUCUGCUGAAGAAGAAAGAGAAGGAGUUUGAGGAGACAAUGGAUGCCCUCCAAGCGGACAUUGAUCAGUUGGAGUCAGAGAAGCUGGAGCUGAAGCAGCGGCUCACCAAUCAGUCCAAGCGCACCAUCGAGGGCCUGCGGGGAGCCCCUCCCUCAGGAAUCGCUUCUGUCAUCUCUGGCAUCACAGGAGGUGAUCUGGAGAGCGAGUGUGUGUGUGUAUUUGGGGAGGGGAAUGCGGGGAAGAGACGCGCUGAAUGACAGGAUGCCAUUGGG